AGGAGAAUGUUGAAGAGGUUGAGCAGAGGAUUGUGGAACUAUCACAGCAUUGCCCUGAUCCUCCUUACGCCAGUGCUGCUGCUUCCUCUUCCUCUUGUCAUUGGGACAAAGGAGGCAGAAUGUGCCUUUGUAUUGCUGCUAAUGGCGACGUACUGGAUGACAGAGGUGAUUCCUCUGUCCAUAACAGCCAUGCUCCCCGCCCUCCUCUUCCCCAUGUUUGGCAUCAUGAAGUCCUCGGACGUGGCAAAGGAGUACUUUAAAGACUUCCAUUUCUUGCUGGUGGGCGUCCUCUGCCUCGCCACGUCCAUCGAGCACUGGGGUCUCCAUCGCAGAAUCGCCUUGAAGCUCGUCACCAUGGUGGGAGUCAACCCUGCGUGGUUGAUGUUGGGUUUCAUGUCCGGCUGUGCGUUACUCUCCAUGUGGGUCCAAAACACUUCGGCUGUUACCAUGGUGAUGCCCAUCGUGGAGGCUGUACUCCAGCAGAUCCUGAAGGCCAAAGAGGGGGCGUGUGUCGGCGAAGACAACCCUAACCUGCAGCUGGAUGAAACUGACGACCAAUACGAAAAGAUCAAAGAAAUUGUGAGUGACAAGAAGCAUCCAGAUGGUUCUGAAGAGAGCUACACUUGUGUUCAGAUACAGACGGUGUCGCAGCCUGUUCCAGCUCAGGAUUCUGGGUGUCAGCCUGAAGCGCCCAGCAGGUGUAAACAGGACCUAAUGAUGUGUAAAGCCAUGUGCAUUGGUAUUGCCUACUCCUCCAACAUCGGGGGUAUCACCACGUUGCCCGGCACAUCACCCAACCUCAUUUUCUCUGAAUACCUCCACCAGAUUUACCCGGACUGCAAUGCCAUUAACUUCGGCAACUGGCUCAUGUUGUGCCUGCCCAUCAGUGUUAUCAUGCUGGUGCUGACAUGGAUAUGGCUAUACUGGCUCUUCAUUGGCUCAGACUUCAGCUUCCUGUGGCGUUGCAAAGGAGAGCAGUCUGAAAAAGAGAAAGCAGCCAAAAAAGUGAUAGAAGACGAGUACAGGUCGCUGGGACCCAUGAGUUCACAGGAGAUCGUCACUGGGGUGGUUUUCCUGGUGAUGGUGUUGUUGUGGUUGACCAGAUCUCCAGGUUUCAUGCCCGGCUGGGCUUCUCUCUUCCCUCAUCACAAAGGCUACAUCACUGAUGCCACCGUGGCUCUGCUGCUGGGCCUCCUAUUAUUUAUCAUACCUGCCUACGGACCCUCCAGAAAAUAUGAGCCCAUGAUCUCCUGGAAGGAGUUCCAAGCCGCCAUGCCGUGGAAAGUGGUGCUGCUGGUGGGUGGAGGCUUUGCACUCGCUGAAGGGGCAAAGGAGUCGGGCCUGUCUUUGUGGGUGGCCGAGUUGCUGACACCUCUGGGUGAUCUGCCAGUCUUGGCCACGAUCACAAUCGCCUGCAUCAUCGUCACCACAGUAACAGAGGUGGCCAGCAACGCCGCCACCAUCACCAUCUUCCUCCCCAUCCUCUCUCCUCUGGCGGAGGCUAUCCACGUCAACCCGCUGUACGUCCUGAUCCCCACCACCCUGUGCACAUCCUUCUCCUUCCUGCUUCCAGUGUCCAACCCGCCCAACGCCGUCGUAUUCGCCUACGGACACAUCAGCAUCAUGGACAUGGUGAAGGCGGGGAUUGGCGUCAAUGUGAUCGGCGUACUCUCCGUCAUGUUGGCUGUGGCGACAUGGGGAGUUCCUUUAUUCUCUCUGCAUACAUACCCUGACUGGGCACCAAUCCUCCCCGGGUUCAACGCCACAACACCCUGAUGAUGGGCCCCCAGGCUUGGAUCUCACUGUGAGGCUCAGGUACCUCCAAGAGCCUCUUAAGGGGGCUCCAAGGAGGCUCUUAGAAGGAAUAGGUUAAUGUGUUUUUAUUCACUGAAUCCUGAGAGAAUGUAUUUAUUGUUCUUUAGUUGUUUUACUGACCCCCCUCUAUAGCGCAUUCACACAUUUAGGAACCCUUGUUGUAAGACUGGUUCUCCAGGUUGUAUAUAACUUCUAGGCUACUGUAUGUUUUGUCCUUUCUCUGUACAUGUUGCUGUUUCAAAACACUGUGAUUAAAGAAUAAGUCUGG
Micropterus dolomieu (smallmouth bass) is the source of this 2083-nucleotide messenger RNA. RefSeq names its product solute carrier family 13 member 1 (gene slc13a1). The record is from RefSeq and is a predicted model, not a curated record. Lineage: Eukaryota; Metazoa; Chordata; Actinopteri; Centrarchiformes; Centrarchidae. Bases 7 to 1776 code for a protein of 589 amino acids. Gene Ontology annotation, cellular component: membrane. Gene Ontology annotation, molecular function: sodium:sulfate symporter activity. The transcript is spliced from 15 exons. Gene Ontology annotation, biological process: monoatomic anion transmembrane transport.